Messenger RNA from Opisthorchis viverrini, 2530 nucleotides. RefSeq lists its product as hypothetical. Gene Ontology annotation, cellular component: axon; endocytic vesicle; plasma membrane. Gene Ontology annotation, molecular function: guanyl-nucleotide exchange factor activity. NCBI's taxonomy places the organism in Eukaryota, Metazoa, Platyhelminthes, Trematoda, Opisthorchiida, Opisthorchiidae. The record is from RefSeq and is a predicted model, not a curated record. The annotation marks the transcript as partial. Gene Ontology annotation, biological process: Rho protein signal transduction; endothelial cell migration. The transcript has 14 exons.
AUGGCAACACCGGAAAAGGCUUCCGAACGGAUCAGAUCCUUUUACGGAGGUCCACCUACUAGAAUCACAAUCAACAGAACAAAGGGUACGUACCAAGUUACCAGUGUCAAUAAAAAAAUGUCGAAUGAUCCAUCCAAAUCGUCCAGAAAAUCAACGCACGGUCAUCAGAAAGCUGCUUCUGAACCAGGUGUGCCGUUCAAACCACCCCGAGUACCGAAACCUAGAUUGGUGGAUGGACACGCCCACGCACACAAUAAACAGCUUGACAAAGCAGCUACGAAUGAUACCUAUUUCGACAAUGCGUCUUUGGGCAGACGAGAUCUGGGUAGUCUACAUAUGAGGAAACAACUUGACUGUAGGCGGAGAAGGAUCAGCGACUCACACACACUGACAAGUUUUGAGAACGCGACGGCCACAAAGUCGACAACAUAUAAUCGCAAACAAAAAAGACGAAGUAGUUUGUUGAUCUAUUUCAUAAAAGAAACUACUCACGAGGUUGUUGAGAACUCUUCGACAGCCCACGACUGGUUUCGCCCUUCUUGGGGCUCAUUAGUGGGAUCACAAAUACCUCUGGUACUUUGUUCUACCCAACUCUAUCACCGAAACUCUUACCUGCGCUCAAUGUCUCCAACAAAGAAACUAUCGCAACUUUUCCCAUCCAAGUCAUUUAAUUCAGUGAGUGAAUUGCUCACGGUAAAACUUCCAGAUGGACGAGUACUCAUCCUGGACGAACUUGGCGAACAAUCGAUUGGGGAGGCCCUUGUGGGCUACAUGAGAACAAUGGAAAAGCCAAUGGAAUGUGUGGACGCCAGCAUAGAUCGCGUGAUACCGUGGAAGACACUCACCAGAGAUCUCAACGGACGUGCUCUCUACAUUCGAGAAAUUGGUGGCCUGAACUCAGUCGUGAUAUCACAGAACCCCCAAAGUGGACGACGUUUGGAAAAACGUGCCUCUGCACGAGUGGACAAUAUGGUUUCACUACACAACUGGUUCAGUUAUUUCGCAUCAACCGUCCCGGAUGAAGUCACCUUGGCCGACAAGUACGAAAUGAAUUGUCUCCUGGAAAACCCUCCGUCAACCACACCGCCGAGUCGACGCCCAAGCAAAUUAGGGAGGCGAGACAAAGAGGUCAAAGCAGUGUCCGGUGCCGAAACAGACGCCAUUUUUCACGCUUCAACACCGGAUUCUCCUCGUCUGUCCAGCAGUCAUCCACGCCUAGAUGAACCAUCGACAGCAACUCGGAUUGCGGAAUAUCGAAAUCGUUUGUUUUCAAUCAAGCAAAACUGGGAAGAUAUCGUUAAACCUAAUCGGGAACUCAGCAGAAAGGAGAUGAAGAAACAGGCCGCGAUUUGGGAAGUAUUGGUCACUGAACUGAAAUACAUCAAUGACCUGCGAUGUAUUUUAGAUAAUUACAUCGCUCCAUUCCUCCGACAUCGAGAAAAACUAUUUUUGAACUUGGAACCUGUACAAAUCUUCAGCAAUUUGGAACAGGUCUACCAAGCCAAUCUGCGUCUUUGGUUCGGAUAUCUACACAAGGCUUAUCGGAAGGUGUCGGAAUCAGGGGAAUUGCUUUCUGCCGAAAUUCUGGAGCCAGGAUUUCUUCAAAUUCCUCAACUCUUUUGGCCCUAUCCAAAAUAUUGCUCCGACCUGCCACGCUGUCAGAAGUAUGUCAAACAUGCCCGAAUUAACAAUGGAACGUUUGCCACCUUCCUACAGUGGGCUGAUAAAUCUUGUCCGGAACAGCGAGAAUCUCUAUGGGAUCAGUUGGCCAAGCCAUUCAAGCGUAUCACCAAAUAUCCACUGAUGCUCGAGAACAUACAACAAUAUUGUGAUGAUCCCGAAGAGAUGGAAUGCUUAAGUCGCAUGUUGAGUCAAGUGAAGGCCUUCGUCCGAACCAUCGACAGUCACCUGGAACCUUCAGAACCUCGUGCACAGAUGGAUGCGCUGGUGGACGAGUUGAUGUUCCCAGACUACAACGAGAAUCCCGGUGAUGGAUAUCAGUAUUUCUAUGAUCACUUCCGAAGGUCCUCUUUACUAGAAGACAUUGAAUUGCCUGCACCAGUGGUCUUGACAGUGAGUGAUAUCCGGGCGAUCCAGGAUUCCCAUAUCCUCGGGGAAGUAGAACUUGGCGUCGCAAGUCAGCCAUCUCGCCCUUCACUGGACUACAGUGACUUAACAUCCCCAUUUUCAAUGGGUGAGAAUUUCUUCACCUGCAACCCAGUGAGCGUCACCUCCCCACUCAGAUCGAGCACUUUAAAUUUGUCGGACUUUUCGGGAGCUCCGAAGGAUCGCGUUAGACGAAUCAGCUCACUGAAAAGCAUUUCUUCCAUUGACGUGGAACCCGAAGCGUUGCCAGUGUAUUUGUCAAGAUGGAUUCCACCGAAAGGCUACAGUACCACCAAACUGGCUCCAACAAUCUUGGAUCGCAUCCGGUCAGCGAAUGUACCGUCAGGACUACGACGCACAGUUCCCCGACGAUUGCUGUUUCGAGGGCCAUUGAGAUUCCGCGAAGGCCAAGGAAAGGUGAGAU